CGACUUGGUAUCGGAUUGAUACCCAAAUUUGUGGUAUCAUCCAAAACUAAUGUAAAGUAUCUAACAACAGAAGAAUAAGUGAUUAUUACAUUUUAACAGAAGUGUAGAUAGAACAUGUUAAAAGAGAAAGUAAGCAGAUAUUAACAGUAAAUGUACAAGUAGAUUAAUAAUUAAUUUUCUACCACUUGUCCUUAAUAAUGUUGACAAAAUAAUAGAAUGGAAAAUGACACAAUGUGUUACUGCAUAUGUCAGCAGACUAAAUUAGGAGCCUUUGUUUGUUUACGUUAGACUGACCAUAUGUCCGGACAUGUCCUCUUUUGCGGGGCUGUCCAGGGUGUCCGGGCGGGGUUUCUUAAAUGCCUCAAAUGUCCGGCAUUUUGAAUUAGGGUUGCGUGUAUUUUCGAUGUACGUCCAGGGUUAAGAAGGGGUUAAAAAACAAAACAAAUUGUGAAGGUGUGCGCACGCAGCAGCAUUCGUGAGGGAGGGGCAGAGACAGAGAGAGCGAGGGAGUGGAUUGAUUGAUUGAUUGAUUGAAACUUUUAUUAGUAGAUUGCAUAGUACAGUACAUCCAUUCAUCCAUUUUCUACCGCUUGCCCCUUUUGGGGUCGAUGGUAACACCCAUCACGGUGGCAGAGGGGUUAGUGCAUCUGCCUCACAAUACGAAGGUCCUGAGUAGUCUUGGGUUCAAUCCCGGGCUCGGGAUCUUUCUGUGUGGAGUUUGCAUGUUCUCCCCGUGACUGCGUGGGUUCCCUCCGGGUACUCCGGCUUCCUCCCACCUCCAAAGACAUGCACCUGGGGAUAAGUUGAUUGGCAACACUAAAUUGGCCCUAGUGUGUGAAUGUUGUCUGUCUAUCUGUGUUGGCCCUGCGAUGAGGUGGCGACUUGUCCAGGGUGUACCCCGCCUUCCGCCUGAUUGUAGCUGAGAUAGGCUCCAGCGCCCCCCGCGACCCCAAAGGGAAUAAGCGGUAGAAAAUGGAUGGAUGGAUGGUAACACCCGAAUAAGUUUUUCAACUUGUUUAAGUCGGGGUCCACGUUAAUCAAUUCAUGGUACAAAUAUAUACAUAAAAAAACAAAACAUAAAAAAAACUAAAACAUUUUGGAAUGAGGGAUGGAUCUGAAGUUGAUGUAGACUCAGAGAUUUAAACGUUAAAUAUAAAAUGUAUUUAUGCCCUGGCACACCAUUAUCAUCAUUGCAUGACCCAAGCAAAACACUUUUUACACUUUUAUACUGAAAUAAAUACACCUACAACACAUGAAAAAACUACCAGCAGCGGUAAAGUUUAGAUCCAUGAAGGAAAGAAGAAAGUGAAUGAAUGUUUAUAACUGAAUAAAUGUACAUAUGCAUACCAUUUUUUUUUCUUUUUUUAAUUAUUUUAAAUGAAUUAAGUAACAUUCAUGACAACCUUUUUCCAAAACACGAUAAAGAAUGUGAACAGGAUAAUGCACACGUUUAUCAUUUGUUUUCAAAACGCUUGCAAAAUAGUGGGACCCCAAAAAUGUACUGUGGGACCCCAUUUUUAUGACUUGAUGGGGUCUCUGGGACCCCAUUUUGAAAAUUUCUAGCGCCAACACUGCUGUCAACAGAGGAGAAAAAAUGCUUUAUUUAAUUAAAUAUAUUAUUUAUAAAGCAAGUUCGAGUAUCAUUGGCAAAUGUUCACCUAGUCCCGGCCUUGGCGUGCUGCCCGCCUUGGCACGCAUAUAUGUGUCCUCUUCUUGGGAUUUCAGAAUAUGGUCAGCCUAGUUUACGUACUACUAAAAGACAAGUUGUCUCGUAUGUUCACUAUUUUAUUUAAGGACUUAACUGCAAUAAUAAACACGUGUUUAAUGUACCCUAAGAUUUUUUGUUAAAAUAAAGCCAAUAAUGCAAUUUUUUUGUGGUCCCUUUUAUUUAGAAAAGUACCGACAUAAUUUUAGUACCGGUACCAAAAUAUUGGUAUCGUUACAACUAGGGAUGUCCGAUAAUGGCUUUUUGCCGAUAUCCGAUAUUGACCAAACCCUUAAUUACCGAUACCAAUAUCAACCGAUACCGAUAUCAACUGAUACCGAUAUAUACAGUCGUGGAAUUAACACAUUAUUAUGCCUAAUUUGGACAACCAGGUAUGGUGAAGAUAAGGUCCUUUUUAAAAAAAAAAAAAAAAAAAAAAAAAAUAAGAUAAAUAAAUUAAAAACAUUUUCUUGAAUAAAAAAGAAAGUAAAACAAUAUAAAAACAGUUACCUAGAAACUAGUAAUGAAUGAAAAUGAGUAAAAUUAACUGUUAAAGGUUAGUACCAUUAGUGGACCAGCAGCACGCACAAUUAUGUGUGCUUACGGACAGGGGCGCGGAAAAGGGGGGGUAAAGGAGACGGAUUCUAGGGGCCCAUGAUGGAGGGGGGCCCAGAGAGGCCCCUAAUGAUGAUGAAAUUAUAAUACAGAAAAAAUAAUGACACUGUGUUGGGGGCCCUGUAAAGAUUCUUUUCAUGGGGCCCAAAAUCCCUAGCGGCGCCCCUGCUUACGGACUGUAUCCCUUGCAGACUGUAUUGAUAUAUAUUGAUAUAUAAUGUAUGAACCAGAAUAUUAAUAACAAAAAGAAACAACCCUUUUGUGUGAAUGAGUGUAAAUGGGGUAGGGAGGUUUUUUGGGUUGCUGCACUAAUUGUCAGUGUAUCUUGUGUGUUUUAUGUUGAUUUAAUUAAAAAAAACAAAAAAAUAAAAUAAAAUAACAACGAUACCGAUAAUUUAAAAAAACGAUACCGACCAUUUCCGAUAUUACAUUUUAAAGCAUUUAUCAGCCGAUAUUAUCGGACAUCUCUAGUUACAACACUAGUUUCUUGUAGCGUUAGCAACACGAUGCUAACAGGUGCACAGGCUACCGUAAGUGGCCGGUUGCCAUGGUUACCCCUCACACCCAUUCACAGUCAAACAACAUAACAACAGGGGCCAUUUUGCGCACUAAAGCUGCAGCGUGUAGCGGUCAACAGUGACACAAACACGGCUCGGAAGGAAGGAAGGAAGGAAGGAAGGAAGGGAGAGAGGGGGCGGGUCAGCUCCACUAAUGCGGGCUGACGUGAGCGUACAACCGGGGGCCGUGGUAGCGACGACGACGCCUCCUCCUCCUCCCCGGGCGCAGGUCCUUGUCGCCGGGUAGAGGAGGGUGAAGGAGCGGGGCGGGGCGGGGGGCAUCGGACACUUUAACCGCAUUGCUUUCCGAGCUCACCCGGGCGACCCCCACCCCACCCACCUCGCGUGUGAGCGCUGCCCCGCCUCGGUGAAGCAAAGCCGAGCAGGUGGACGCCGUGUCGGUGGCUACUUUCUGGAAGAGGCUGCCAUGCUAGCGAGGAUGAGGCUGCUAUGCUAAGGAAGGUGUGUUGACCAGUUGUAAAUCUCUGAGAAGUCCUCUUCAGUAUGAAUACAGAUAGCGGAGGAUGUGCUCGCAAAAGCGUGGCCUUGUCGCUCACGCUCUCGCCCAUGAAGAGGGUCCAGAGCUCACCAAAUCUAGCCUCAGGGAGUGAUCCUCACUCGUCAGACUUCAACUCUUGGCGGUCAUGCAGUGCGACAGAUGGCCUUAAGAACGGAGACGCCAUCAGCUCGUCUCUCGCUGCCAAAGGCUUCCGUAGCGUCAGACCCAACUUGCAGGACAAAAAGGGGCCUUUCUCCCCUGACUCCGCAGCACGCCACUACCCCUUCCUCAGCCACAGCUCAGAAUCCCUCGAGUACCUGUCAGGCCUAAUGUCCAAGGCCUUGUCGCCCAGCCCGUACAUUGCCAGCGGAGCCGACGCCGCCCUGGCCUCCGUCAGCGGCUGCGCGUCGCCCUCGGCCUCCCCCGUGACGGUGUCGGCUCUCAGCCACUACUCCUCCUCCACGGCGGGCCUGCUGGACGAGCUGCAGAUCUUAAGCCUGGACUCGCCCGGCGACUCUCCCACGCCGUCGCCCACCCUCAGCCAUGUCUCCGCCGCUGCUGCUGCCGCUGGCCUCGAUGAUGCGCUAACAGCCGCCGCAACAGCCACUGUCACUAACGGCCAGUUCCUGUCCCACGCCAUGAACGGGGGCACCGGUCACGCCCAGAGACCCCUCUCCCCGCCGUCUUACCCGCCUCCGCCCGCCUCACUUCGCACGGGCCUCUUGAGACCGAGUCGGAGCUCAGAAGGCAGCGAGUCGUUCACCAGAGAGUCGGUGGUGUCGGGCCUCACCAACGUCAGCCACACCGUGCCCCUCGCCCGCUUCUCGGAGGAAGAGAAGAAAGUGUCCGUCAUCAAAGCCCCCCAUUAUGAAGGCAUCGGACCUGUGGAUGAGUCCGGCAUCCCUAUUGCCAUCCGCACGACGGUGGACAGACCCAAGGACUGGUACAAGACCAUGUUCAAGCAGAUCCACAAGGUGCACAAAGCAGAUGAUGACUAUUCUGACACCUACAGUGCAACGUAUGCCGUCAUCAAUAAUGAUGACUACAGCGUGCCCCCCAGCGCCACCACGUCCCACCCGGCCCCAAGGACUCACACGUACAGACCUCUCUCCAAGAGCCUCUCGGACAACGGCGGCCACCUCUCCGCCCGGGAUCCUUCACCGUCCCCCGUACCUCCGCCGCCACCGCCGCCUAUGCCCUCGCUGCUCCAGCUGAGGGCCCGAGACAGUGACAGAGACACGCCAGAUAUGAAUGAAUGGGGUCCACCUGACAGGAGAGUGGACACACGGAAGUAUCGAGCCGAGCCUCGCAGUAUUUUUGAAUAUGAGCCCGGGAAGUCCUCAAUUUUAGAGCAAGACAGACCUACCUAUGAUGACAUAGAUUUAGAGAACGAGCCUUGGUAUAAGUUCUUUUCCGAGCUGGAGUUUGGUCGUCCGCCUCCUAAAAAACGACUGGAUUAUAAUCCAGACAUCUCGGCUCGCCAGCGCAUUGAGGCGUCGCUGCUCCUCGCCCCCGCCGACAAGCCCCCCGAGAGACCUGCGAGUGCUGCCAGCGACUACAGGAAGAGAAGGAAGUCCGAGCCGACGAACUCCCAAGCAAACGCUCCGUCCUCACAGAGCCGAGUCGUGACGUCGCCCAAAACGCCAGACGCCAACAGACCCAGCAGCACCCUGAAGAAACCUGUCAUUCGUUCUUCGCCAUCCUCGCCCUCCAGAGCCAAAGGUGGGGCCGCAUGCGUCAUGUAUUCAAACACUUUGACAUCUCCGGGUCAUUGCCAGAACUCCUCUCUGCCCCCCCUCCUCCCCUCUGAUCCCGCGGGCCCGGAAGGCAGCCCCUCCUCCGGACAGUUUAUCUCCUGGCAGUCGAGGCACCGGGAUGCGGAGGAGGCGCUGCCUCCCGCUGGCAAGCUCAGGUCUCGCAGCUGCGACGACCUGCUGAACGACGACGGGCCGAGCAGGCGGCGCGCCUGCCGCUCGGAAAGUGCCGGGUCGUUGCUGUGCGAUGGUAACAACUCGGAUUCGAACGGGUCCGCCUCUGUCGGCUCAGCGCCUCGACUCCACAGGCGCCUCCCACGCGACUCUCCUGACUUUUUGAAGCUAUACCGCAAGAUGCAUCACAUCGACAGAGCCCAUCUGAUCCCGUCUGAGGUCAUCCGCUCGGUGCGUGCACGAAUCCUGGAGCUGGAGCAGCAGCCUCACCUGCAUCUGCACCGCCUCUCUCCUUGGUCGCCCUCCGGCGGCAAAGAGGUGCCCCACGAUACGGUGCCGAACCGCAUUUCCGAAUACGAGCGCCUUAUCCAGAAGUCCAAAUCGAUGCCCAACUUGGGGGACAGCGAGAUGCCGUCAGGCACUACGACUCCGGGUGGUUCGUCGUCUCGAGCUAGCAGUGGUGGCGGCGGCACCCCUAAUUUCCCAAAGCGGCGUUUCUCCAUAGAGUCCCUGCUGGAGGAAGACGACAACGGCAACAGACCAGUACCUCACGCCGUGGAUCACUCACAAAAGCCUCGAAUCCCCCCUGAGGGACAACCUCGUGUUGGCCCGGAGCCCAACCGUCUGCGCUCUUAUCUGGCUCCUCCUGUCCCUCGAGCCCCGCAAGCCAACCCCGACUACUCUGACAGCGAGCAGGACGCCAUCGCCUCAGACCUCAGUGACUUCAUUCAGGUGGAGGGGUCCUCGUUUUGCAGCGAGAGUGACUUUGACCACUGCUCACUCACCUCCUCGGAGAGCCUGUAUGGCUCCAACACGCACCACCGCCGACACCAUCAUCACCACCAAAGUGUUGGCCAGAACCAGGGCUACCAACAUCGACACCUCAUCAGCUCCUGCAAAGGCCGCUGCCCCGCCUCCUACACCCGCUUCACCACCAUGCUCCGCCACGAGAGAGAGAGAGCACGCCAGGACUGCCAGAGACCUUUGCCGCAGAGUCGCGGCAGCCGCUCCCAAGUCCAAAGCCAAUCCCAGCAGUCGAUGUCCAAACUGGCCUUCUUGGUCAGCCCAGUGCCUUUCCACAAGAAAAAGGGCUCGCCGCCAAGCUGCAGGAGAAGCAACAGCAGCGGUGGCGGCGGAGGUCGGGGUAGCAGACCCAAGUCCAAACAGGCCAUCUACGAAGCGCUAGACGCCGCCCUGAGAGACAUCUACGAGCACAUCCAGGCCGAGAGAGGCCACAGAGGCUCCAGGCCGCCCGACGACAGCAUCCUGAGGAGAAUACUUUCCGAACUGCUGCCAAGCGUACCGGAACGGAGCUCCUCGUUGCCGGGGAGAAGGGGUUGUUGGCACGAGGGGCGCUCACCUGCCACGGCGUACGCAGACGAGAGCCUGACGGGGUACGCCUCGUACAGGGGCGAUCCGCCCACGCCGCAGUUGCAGUCGCCACGGAUGCAGUCGCCAGUCAGUGCCUGUUACGCACGCCACCUGGACGUCACCAACUGUAACGAUUACGGGGAGGAGCGCGGCAAUGGGAAUGGUCUCUGUUACUCAGACCAGGAUGUCCCCAGGAGUUAUUCUGCCGUGGAAGGACGACACACGCCCCAGAGUAGAAGAGCAACUCCCGACAGAGAGGUUUCCCACAAACAGAUGACACAACUCAUUCUGUUCUCUCUCCUCCAUCAGAAGCAGCCCGCCAGAGCCAUUUACGAUUUUAAGGCCCAGACGGCUAAGGAGCUGACGUUCAAAAAGGGCGACGCCGUGAACAUCAUCAGGCAGAUCGACAACAACUGGUAUGAAGGCGAGCACCGCGGCCGCGUGGGAAUCCUCCCCAUAUCUUACGUGGAGAGGAUGGCGUCUUCGGAGAAGCAGCAGCAGCCAAGCCGCCCUCCUCCGCCCGCGCAUGUCAGAGAGAUCGGCGAGGCGGUGGCUCGCUAUAACUUCAACGCAGACACCAACGUGGAGCUGUCUCUCCGCAAGGGCGAAAGGAUCAUUGUGCUCAGGCAGGUGGACCAGAACUGGUACGAGGGCAAGAUCCCGGACACAAGCAAACAGGGCAUCUUCCCCGUGGCCUACGUCGACCUCAUCAAGCGCUCGCCCUCCAAGAGCCCCGCCCACCACCUGGACCGCCACGGUUACAGCCGGACGCCAAGCUCCACCCCCGUCAAGAGGUUAGUCCAGGAUGCUCUUCAUGGCGGAGGAGACCCCUUCCAGGUGGUGUACAACUACGUGCCUCGCAACGAGGACGAGCUCGAGCUGAGGGAGGGCGACAUCGUGGACGUGAUGGAGAAGUGUGACGACGGCUGGUUUGUCGGGACGUCCCGGAGAAGCAAGCUGUUUGGAACCUUUCCGGGAAACUACGUCAAGCAUCUACCGUGAACGAUUCCCUCGCCUCCCUCGCUAUCGACGCCUUUUUUACCCAGCAUCCCACUCAGCACAGCAGGAGAGGUCACCUGUCGACACCUGCCGCACAUGUGUGUGUGUGUGUGUGUGUGUGUGAGACUGUGUGUGUGUUCAGCGCUCACUAGCCAUCUUUAACAGACCUCAGUAAUACAAUUAACUUUUUUUUAAUAUAUCUAUAUCUUUAUACGCUUAUUUUUCUAUCACGCAAAAAUACGCUUUUGCCGCAAAGUAAUGGGUAAUUACCUUUUGUUUCUGUUUUUUUUUUUUUUCUUUGCGUGUUAGACUUUUGUUUCUCACCCCAAAGACAUUCAGGCCGACGAGUUGUUAACAGGAUGACGCGUACAAAAUGUUGUUAAUGUAAAUACAGUAAGACCCCACCAUUCGCUGAUGUAAACAAUAUUACGGACACACACUAAAACAUAAACAUUUUUAUAAAAACGCCUAUUUUUAGGGAUGUGAAGCUUUGGGCACCUAAUGAUUCGGUCCGAUUCCGAUUCCUGGGAGUGACGAUUCGAUUCUGAAUCGAUUCUCGAUUCAAACGUAUUAUUUGGUGUAAACAAGUUUGAAAAGCUCCUUCUGGUUGCAUGGAGGUGGAGUAAAAAAAAAUGUUUUUUUAAAUGUAUUCUUAUAAAAAUUAAAAAAAAAAGAGUAUCCAUCCAUUUUCUAUCGCUUGUCCCUGGGUCGCUGGAGCCUAUCUCAGCUGCAUUUGGGCGGAAGGCGGUGUACACCCUGGACAAGUCGCCACCUCAUCGCAGGGCCAACACAGAUAGACAGACAACAUUAUUUGUUUUAAAUAUUUUUUUUUAAUCGUAAACAAUAUUACGGACACACACUAAAACAUACAAUUUUUUAUAAAAACGCCUAUUUUUUAAGGAUGUGAAGCUUUGGGCACCUAACGAUUCGGUCCGAUUCCGAUUCCUGGGAGUGACGAUUCGAUUCCGAAUCGAUUCUCGAUUCAAACGUAUUAUUUGGUGUAAACAAGUUUGAAAAGCUCCUUCUGGUUGCAUGGAGGUGGACUAAAAAAAUUUUUUUUUUUUAAUGUAAAAAAAGAGUAUCCAUCCAUUUCUACCGCUUGUCCCUGGGUCGCUGGAGCCUAUCUCAGCUGCAUUCGGGCGGAAGGCGGUGUACACCCUGGACAAGUCGCUCCUCAUCGCAGGGCCAACACAGAUAGACAGACAACAUUAUUUGUUUUAAAUAUAUAUUUUUAAUCGGUUUUUGAAAAUUAGGUAUUGAUUAAGAAUCGGGAUCAAUCAGAAUCGCAACUCGGCUGUCGGUUGAUAUUUUUGUGCACACCUAGUAACUAAUGGGGUGUGAAUCUUUGGCCACCUAACCAUUCGAUCCAAUUCCUGGAGUGACGAUUCGAUUCAGAAUCGCUUCUCUAUUCAAACCGAUUCUCGCAACGUAUUAUUUGGUACUAGAAUUAAAAUCAAAACUUUCAAAACAGAUAACAGGUUAGAAAAGCUCUUUCUGGUUGCAUGGAGAUGGCCGAAACACGUAUUUUUAAAAAUUGAUUCUUAUAAGGCCCAAGCUGUUUGUUUACAUGCUUUUUUUUAUUCCUCUUUGCUAUUUGGGCUUAUUGGACCCUAAUUAGAAUAAAAACAAAAAAAUCAUCUUUUGAUAUGAUGUACUUAGUCCAUAAGUACACAAACGUGUACUUCAUGCAAAUUUUUAUUUUUACGCUUUUUUUUCCAAAUUCCAUUGUAUGUUAUACUCUUCUGACACCACCAGAUGGCAGUAUAAGUGUCCACUUAAGGGCCAUAAGACCCCAAUUCAGUAGUGUACACAAUUUUGGAAAUAAGACCUAAAAAGUGGUGUCCACGCAUGGGGCCACGAAGGCCUUUAGAGGUUUAAUUGAGCUUUUUAUUUUGUAUCAUUUUUUUGGAAUUUAUGAAUCGAUUUAGAAUCAAGAUUAAAUUCAUAUCGCUAUUCGGAUAUGAAUUUUUGUGCACCCCUAUUAUUUUUGGUAAAGCCUUUGGUUCUCAACCCUUUUUCACCUCAGAAAACACUUGGAUCUCCAAGUACCACCAUAAUGACCAUUAUUAAAAUACAGUAGCAUAGUAGGCCUAAGUAUUAAGGGUGUCAAAGAAAAAAAAAAUAAGAUUUUCAAAUGAAUCACGAUUUUUAUUUGUAACGAUUCUUAAUCGAUUGAAAAAAAUCUAAAAUCGAAACAAAACCUUUUUUUAUUACGUAAUAUAAAAAGAUUUAAGAGCUGUUAUGAAGUAUUUUAAUUAAUCAUAGAACUGGCGCCCAAUGUUAUUAAAAAGUAUUGAUUUUGGAUCCAGAAUCUGUUCUGAAUCGUUACCCCUGAGAAUUGAAUCGAAUCGUGUGGUGCCCAAAGAUUCACAGCCCUACUAAGUAUUCAAUAAAACCAAGGUGCAGGUUUUAUGUAAUACGUUUAUUUAAUAUUUGUGGCCACCGUAACAUUACACACAGUUUGAACAGUCACACUGUGUCUGAAUGUAGUAAUAUACAACACUUUACUUUAAUCAGGUCAUUCUUUGGUGUACCAGAGUUUGAGAAUCACUGGAUUAGAGAAGCUCCGUCUAGUUGCAUGCAGAUGGCCUAAAAACGUUGUUUUAAAAAUGUAUUCUUAUAAAUUCAAAAAAUAAUAAUUUUUUAAAACUAUGAAUUGAUUAAGAGUCAGGGUGAAUAGGGACUUGCAUUUUGGAUGUGGGUCAAUUUCUUUUGUGCACCUGCACUAUUUUUGGUCAGGCCUAUAAUAUGCCUCUUGCUUAUGAAAACAUCUGUUUAAAAUAUUACAAUAUAUAUAUAUAUAUAUAUAUAUAUAUAUAUAUAUAUAUA
Messenger RNA from Nerophis lumbriciformis (worm pipefish), 10503 nucleotides. RefSeq names its product sorbin and SH3 domain-containing protein 2-like. Gene Ontology annotation, cellular component: plasma membrane. Gene Ontology annotation, molecular function: protein binding. NCBI's taxonomy places the organism in Eukaryota, Metazoa, Chordata, Actinopteri, Syngnathiformes, Syngnathidae. The record is from RefSeq and is a predicted model, not a curated record.